This is a messenger RNA of Folsomia candida, 2069 nucleotides long. It is a transcript of the gene Alg12, whose product is annotated as probable Dol-P-Man:Man(7)GlcNAc(2)-PP-Dol alpha-1,6-mannosyltransferase. Gene Ontology annotation, cellular component: endoplasmic reticulum membrane. Gene Ontology annotation, molecular function: alpha-1,6-mannosyltransferase activity. The record is from RefSeq and is a predicted model, not a curated record. NCBI's taxonomy places the organism in Eukaryota, Metazoa, Arthropoda, Collembola, Entomobryomorpha, Isotomidae. The coding region runs from base 293 to 1816 and encodes 507 amino acids. Gene Ontology annotation, biological process: protein N-linked glycosylation. The transcript has 7 exons.
UGCAACCGCUCGGCCGCCUAUCGCUUACAAAAAUAUUAGUGAGGAAAAGUGAUACUGAUAUUCACGAAACAGCCACCAAAACUUGACAUUUCCACAAUAUUUUCGUGUUCAGAAAAAUUGUAAUCAUUUAAAUUAUUGAGUUCUGGUUAACCUGCAAUAAGUUUAAUUAGAUUAGAUUUAGGAUUAGUAUUACAAAGAAUAUAGCAGAUUGACUAUGGCAGACUAUCAAUUCAUUGCGGUGUAGGUUUCUCGUCGGAGACUCCCAGCUGGAGGAACGGUAAAAGUUAACAGGAUGGGUGGCGGAGGCGUCAGUGUGAAGAAACCGGAAGUGAAUGAGGGGAUAUCGGUCGAAAUAAUUUUGCGCCUCGUCUCCCUCGUCCACAUUUGCGUCUGCCCCCUCACAAAGGUCGAAGAAAGUUUCAAUCUCCAAGCCAUCCACGAUAUCCUCUUUCACAGGGAAAACCUCCAACUGUAUGACCAUCUCGAAUUUCCUGGAGUUGUUCCACGGACGUUUAUAGGUCCACUGGUCGUUUCUUUCAUUUCUGGGCCUUUUGUGUACUUAUCACAGUUCUGGUUCUCCAAAUACAUUGCGCAAAUCAUUGUACGCAUCUGUCUAAGCGAGUUGGUGAUUCGUGCAUUCCAACCUUAUCGGAAAACAAUUUCCAACGUGUUUGGGAAAUCACUUGGAAUUUGGCUGGUGAUCGUGACUGCGUCCCAGUUUCAUUUCAUGUUUUACUUAGGACGACCACUGCCCAACAUUUUUGCACUACCGGGAGCCCUUCUCGCAUUCCAUUAUUGGAUGGAAGGAAAACAUGCAAAAUUUAUAUUUAUCUCUGCAUUCGACAUCAUUGUAUUUCGGGCCGAGUUGGCAAUGUUGUUUGGAUUAUUGCUGCUUAUGGAACUGAUUUACAGAAGAAUUUCUUUAUGGAAGACCAUCAAAUACUCUGUGCCCAGUGGAUUGUUCUGCAUUGCUCUAACGGUAGGAGUCGACUCGAUAUUUUGGAGGAGACUUUUGUGGCCUGAAGGUCAAGUAUUUUGGUUUAACACAGUGUUGAAUCAGAGUCAUAAGUGGGGUACUCAACCAUUCUUGUGGUACUUUUACUCGGCUCUGCCCCGUGCCAUGACAAGCUCUUUGGUCCUCGUACCUCUAGGACUUUGGUGGAAUCCAAGAGUCCGCAUACUUGUUGCUGCCGCCCUCGGUUUCGUCUUCCUGUUUUCUUUCCUCCCACAUAAGGAGCUAAGAUUCAUCAUUUAUAUUUUUCCACUUUUGAACGUGGCUGCUGCAGCUGCUUGCGAUACAUUGUGGAAGAAUCGUGGCAAAAGUUUUUUUCGGGCAUUACUCGCAGUGGGAAUAAUUUUUAUGAUUGUGCUGAAUGGAGUGCUCUCGACAGGAUUUCUAAUUGUCUCUAGUAAGAAUUACCCAGGAGGAAAUGCACUUUUGGCAAUGCAUCGAUUGGAAGAUUCCUUUACAAAUUUAAACAUACACAUCGAUGUCCAUUCUGCACAAACGGGCGUUUCAAGGUUUUUGGAACUGCACAACAAUUGGAUUUACAACAAGACUGAAGGUCAUCCACGUGGAGGAAAGGAGCUUCAAACAUUUAGUCAUUUGCUAGUAGGAGAAGAUACGGUGGAAAAUAGACUUGUCUAUUUCAAAACGCACGAUAUUCUGGUUUCUCAGGACGGUUUUGUCGGCAUAGAUUUUUCUCUUAAACGAGUUCCUCCAGUGCACAUCAAGUCCGAACCGAUGGUUCUAGUGUUAAGAAGGAAGGGAUUUUCCGGACACCAUAAAAGUCCUGAUGGAACCGUGAUACUGUAGUAUAUAAUUAUAGUUUACACGAAUUAGAUAAUUUGUGACUUAAAUGUUAAAUAUGCAAUUUUUCUGCCAAGUUUAUUUUGUUAUACUUAUUUUAUUCUAUUGUUGAAGGUUAUCCUCCACAAUUUAGUUUAUACAGAUUAAUUGCAAUGCAUGUGAUAUUGAUUGACUACAUGAUUUACUGUUAUUGUGAAUUUAGUUACUAAUUAAGUUGUCCAAAUGUUAAGAAUAAAAGCUCGAUGUCCAACUCCAAAAA